CACUCUCCUUUCUAUAUGCUACCUUACAUUACAUUACAAUUCUCCUAACCCCUCUCUCUUUCUCUCUUAACUUUUAAGGUUAAGGUUCAUUUCAACUUAUUCUCUCUCUUAAUCCAAAUCAAAAUGGAACCUGCCCAUGAUCAUCAUCAACAUAAUCAUCAUCAACAUGAUCAUCAUCAGCAUGAUCAUCAUCAACAUGAUCAUCAACAGCAACAGCAACAACAACUCUCUUUAGCCUCUAAGGAACUCAGCAAUAUCAUCAAAGGGAAAAGAACCAAAAGGGUUAGGCCCCAAUCUCCUAUUCCUUUUUCCAUCACUGCUAAUUCUUCAACUGGAGAAGGAGGUGGAGUAACAGGUGAAAGAGAAGAUUGUUACAACAAUGGUGAUGAUGUUGUCAACAACAACAAUAUCAAUGUCAUCCAUAACAACAACAAUACCUCUCCGACAACAUCUUAUGUUGAAGAGAAACAGGACAGUGUUAUGGAUGACGAGGAACAUGAUAUGGCAAACUGUUUGAUUCUAUUGGCACAGGGACAAUCUAAGGAAUCACCGAAAACUACUGAUGAAUUAGACGGUGGAAUGAUGAACUAUGCGAAAUACAGCAGUAGAAAGUUCAUGGAAGCUGCUAGUUUGGAUUCUGGAAGAGCUGGUUUCUAUGUCUAUGAAUGCAAAACAUGUAACAGAACUUUCCCUUCUUUUCAAGCACUUGGUGGCCAUAGAGCGAGUCACAAAAAGCCGAAAGCAUUGGCAAUUGCUCAAGAGAGGAAACAGUUUUUCGAUGAUGAUCAAGAGUUUCAAUUCAAACCGAAUCAUAAACCAAUUUCCCUUCAAUUGAAUAACAAUGGUAAGGGAAAUCUAUACGGUGGAAACAACAAUGGCAAUAGCAGCAACAACAACAAGUCUAAGGUUCAUGAGUGUUCCAUUUGUGGUUCUGAAUUCACAUCUGGACAAGCACUUGGUGGGCACAUGAGGCGCCACCGCGCGCCCGUGGGGACAUCAACUGCCAACACCACACUGUCAUUGACACCAAUGGCUUUAGAGCCUGAUGAAGAUCAUCAACCUAGAAAGAAAAGGAAUGUUCUGUCUUUGGAUUUGGAUCUCAAUCUUCCUGCACCUGAAGAUGAUCAGAAAGAAUCAAAGUUUGCCUUUGCUUCCAAGCAACAUCAACAACAACAACAACAUGGACAAAAACAACAGCAACAACAGCAGCAGCAGCAACAGCAACAACAGCAGCAACAGCAACAAACAAAUCUUGUCUUCUCCGCACCAGCUUUGGUAGAUUGUCAUUACUAAGGCAAGUGAUAAGGUUUCGGUUUUGGAUUCAACAAGAUGAUCAUCAGAUAUCUAUAUCAGUAUAUCUGUUGAUCAUCGAUAUAUAAAUCUAGAAAUAUAUUUGAUGUAUGAUCUUAUAUUCUUUUGAUUCUCAUUCAACUUGAACAAGCACCUGAUAAUUUUUAUAAAUUCAGUUGUUUAUUGAAGAAUUUUUAUAGUUUGUUCUCUUAAAAAAGACCUCAACAACAAGUCAUGUAUAGAUCAUGUUGGGUAAUUUUUUCAUCUUUUUUAUUUUCAUUAUUUUUAUUAUGCUAAUUUUUUUUUUUUCUGUGCCAAAGAAUGUGAUGAUGUAUUAUGAAUACAGAGAGAAAGAGAGGCAUAAGGGGUUAUUUAUUGGUACUAUGUUAAAAAUGUUUGUUUAAGUUACAUUGUUUUGUUUACAAGAAAGGUUCUCUAAAUGUUCUGUCUCUCUGUCUGUCUCUCUCUCUUACAGUGUGUUUAUUAUGUGUGUGUCCCCUCAUAUUGGUUAUGGAGAUGGAAUAAAAAGUGUGGAAAGCCAGUAAGUAACUGCUAUUCCCACAUGAAUCCUCAUGCUGUCCUUUUUCUCCUUUAUCAAUAUGUUGACAUUAAAAAAAUACUAAGGUUGAAACAUGUA
Vicia villosa (hairy vetch) is the source of this 1927-nucleotide messenger RNA. RefSeq names its product zinc finger protein ZAT5-like. Bases 124 to 1293 code for a protein of 389 amino acids. Lineage: Eukaryota; Viridiplantae; Streptophyta; Magnoliopsida; Fabales; Fabaceae. The record is from RefSeq and is a predicted model, not a curated record. The transcript has a single exon.